UAUAACCCGAAAAAAAGGUCAAGAUUUGGAGUGAAGUUGUUCCUCGUCGUGGAUAGCGCAAUGCAAUUUGUUCUCGAUGUUCUUCCAUAUCAAGGCAAGAGCACGCAGAUAACUGACCGCUCGUGGAUUUCUCUUGUUGGAUUCGGGGGAGCCGCCGUUCUGACUCUUUUGCAGCCAUACUUAGAUGCUGGUCGUCGCAUCAUAAUCGAUAACUGGUUCCACAGCCUCAAAUUAGCAAGGAUGUUGAAAGAUCGUCUCACGUAUGUCUUGGGGACUGUACAAAAAAGACGGAAAGGAAUUCCAAGAGGUGCAAGGAUGACUCGAAAACUCAGAAAAGGAGAGGUUGAAACCUUUAGUGAUGGAGACGUUUUGAUAGAAAGAUGGCAGGACAGGCGGGAAGUGCUUAUCCUCAACACUUUCAUGCCCCAUGGAAUGACGGAAUGGCCCUCCACCAACCCCAACAACCAACGAAUGAAGCCAGAUACAGUUUUACUCUACAACAAGACCAUGGGUGGGGUGGACAAUGUCGACAAAACGAUAAAACCCAACCAAAGUCUCCGCAAGUCAUACAAGUGGUAUAAAAAGGUCGCAUUUUAUUUGGUCGAGCUCUCGGUAUAUAAUUCAAUGAUUAUGUACAAUACGACCCAAAACGAUCAAGUUGGAUUCCGCCGUCUUAAUUACGAAGUGUUCGUCAAAUCAAUAAUCCACAACAUUCUCACGAAGUUCCCCGUAGCACGGAAGCCAAGAGGAAGACCUUCCCAAAGCCGUGUCUCAGUACCCUUAGCGAAUAUGCAUAUUCCAGAACGAGUUAUGAAAGAAAACGGUUACCCAAGCAAAUCCGAUUGUUUCCACUGCAAAACAAAAUUGGGGAAGAGGACGAUUACGCAGUUCAAGUGCCUUGCUUGCGAGAAACGUUUGUGCAUUGGUAGCAGCGUCUUCAACUGUUUCAAAUUUUAUCAUGACGAAAUGUUGCAGUUAUCGCAGCAGCAGGUAUCGCAGCAAGUAGUGCCACUAGCGGAUCGCAACGAGUCACAGAACACUGGACAAAAUUCACCACGUUACGAUUACAAUAACUUGUUUGAAAUAUAUAAUGCAUCCCAAAAUCAUGAUAGUAAUGUCAUCAAUGAUGAUGAUUUACUGUUCGUUUAGUUAAUUGUUGUACUACUAUGAAAAUCAAAUCCCACUGUCAUGUCAAAAAUUUAUAGUGUGUGCCAUUUGGCUCAGUUAUAUUGUUGAUUUAUAAUUGAAAUUUCAUGUUCAAAAAGUGUAUAAUGUUCUAAUUAUUGUUCGCGAAUCAGUUCUUGGUUCGUAAUAAAUCAAAACUGCAUAAGCAGAAUAUUCAAAA
Folsomia candida is the source of this 1345-nucleotide messenger RNA. Its product is annotated as piggyBac transposable element-derived protein 3. The record is from RefSeq and is a predicted model, not a curated record. Lineage: Eukaryota; Metazoa; Arthropoda; Collembola; Entomobryomorpha; Isotomidae. Bases 61 to 1149 code for a protein of 362 amino acids. The transcript is spliced from 3 exons.